Trifolium pratense (red clover) is the source of this 1467-nucleotide messenger RNA. Its product is annotated as GABA transporter 1-like. The coding region runs from base 68 to 1405 and encodes 445 amino acids. The transcript has 7 exons. NCBI's taxonomy places the organism in Eukaryota, Viridiplantae, Streptophyta, Magnoliopsida, Fabales, Fabaceae. The record is from RefSeq and is a predicted model, not a curated record. Gene Ontology annotation, cellular component: plasma membrane.
UAAUUAGUAGUUUAUAAUGUUCAGAGGGAAAGCAAAAAGUAUAGUAACUAAUAGGAGCUGAAACCAAAUGAGUACACUAGAGCAUAGUUCAACGGUGGAGGUAGGUAAAGAAGUAGAGGAAAAAGAUAGAGAAGAAGAAGGAGUGAGUGAUAAAGGAACAUGGAAGCAUGCUGCUUUCCAUGUUGCUACCACAAUUGCUACUCCUGCAGCUUAUGCCCCCUUGCCUUUUGCUCUUGCUUCUCUCGGUUGGCCACUUGGUGUGAGUAGUCUAGUGAGUGCAACACUAGCUACCUGGUACUCUAGCAUUUUGAUCGCUUCUCUGUGGAAAUGGAAUGGGGAGAAGCACCUUACCUAUAGACAUCUUGCACACAAUAUUUUUGGAUUUUGGGGAUACUGGUCUAUUGCUUUAUUCCAGCAGAUAGCUUCUCUAGGAAACAACAUUGCUAUCCAGAUUGCAGCUGGCAGCAGCCUUAAGGCAGUUUACAAGCAUUAUCAUGCAGAUGGAAAAUUGACCUUACAACAUUUUAUUAUCUUCUUUGGGAUCUUUGAACUAUUGCUUUCUCAACUUCCUGAUAUUCAUUCACUGAGAUGGGUUAAUGCAUUGUGCACUUUUAGCACAAUUGGAUUUGCUGGUACCACCAUUGGUGUUACCAUUUACAAUGGGAAGAAGAUUGAUAGAACAUCAGUAAGCUAUAGUUUACAAGGCAGUUCUGCAUCUAAGUCCUUCAAAGCCUUCAAUGCCCUUGGAACCAUUGCCUUUUCAUUUGGUGAUGCAAUGCUUCCAGAAAUACAGAAUACAGUGAACGAACCUGCAAGGAAGAAUAUGUACAAAAGCAUAUCAGCAGCAUACACUGUCAUUGUUUUGAGUUACUGGCAAUUAGCUUUCUGUGGAUACUGGGCUUUCGGAUCACAAGUCCAACCUUAUAUUUUAGCUUCUUUGUCCAUUCCAGAAUGGACUGUUGUUAUGGCAAAUUUAUUUGCAGCUAUUCAAAUAUGUGGAUGCUUUCAGAUUUAUUGCAGGCCAACAUAUGCCUUUUUUGAAGGAAGAAAGGAGUCCAACAAAUCAACAAGCCAUUUUCCUCUAAGAAGUCAACUGAUACGACUGUUUUUUACUUCCAUAUACAUGAUUCUUGUUACUCUUAUUGCUGCAGCAAUGCCAUUUUUUGGGGAUUUUGUGUCCAUUUGUGGAGCAAUAGGGUUUACUCCUUUGGACUUUGUGUUUCCUGCUUUAGCAUACCUUAAAGCUGGAAACAUAGCCAAGAACUCAAAACUUGGCAUUUUGAUGAAGCCAUUAAAUGUUUUAAUAGCUACUUGGUUCUCAGUUGUUGCUAUCUUGGGUUGUAUUGGUGCAGUAAGGUCAAUAGUGGAAGAUAUCAAGAGCUACAAGUUCUUCCAUGAUAUGUAAAAGAUUUGUAUUCCAACAUCAUAGUUUGAUAUAUAGAAAUUUUGUUGUUUUCUUUUCUCAUA